AUGGCUGAGAUCACCCACAUCUUGCUCAGGCAGAUUAGGGACCUCGCCUACAGAACCAAUGAUGCCAUUAGUCUCUAUGCCGCCAUUAAAGAUUCAUCCAGAAUGUCCUCCAACUUCUUUAAAGAUGGAUACUCUGUCCACAAGAUUGGCUCUGAGAUCAAAAUUAUCAAAAGCGAGAUCAAAAUUAUCAAAAGCGAGGUCGAAAAUGUCAGAGAAUUUAUCGAAAAUUUUGGGAUAAAAAGCUUCAUUCGAGGGCAAAGCUCCGCUCCACAGCCGACCUACUCCUAUGACAUUCAAGAAGACGAGGUGGAGAAACUUGUAUCCCUUUUAGUUGGUGAUGAAGUUAUUUCUCUGUCGGGGAUGGGUGGCAUCGGCAAAACGAUCAAAAAUAUCAAAACCGAGCUGGGUAACAUGAUCCGUGAUAUUGGGAUUGACAUCUUCAUUGAAGGGCAAAGCUCCGCUCCAUUGCCGACCUACCGUCAAGAUUUUGUGGGGAGAGAAGAAGAGGUGGAGAAACUUGUAUCCCUUUUAGUUGAUGAUGGAGCAGAACCAGUUAUAUCGCUGUGGGGGAUGGGUGGCAUAGGCAAAACUACUAUUGCUAGAAAAGUGUACAGUCACCCCACCACCAAGGGCUUCUUCGACUCCUUUGCAUGGGUUAGCGUUUCUAGAGAGUUCGACAAAUUAUCAGUUUUGGAGAAUGUCCUCAUGCAACUCAGCCCACACCAAAUUUCCUCAAAUUUGAGCCUCAGAGGGUUGACACACAAAUUGUUACAAGUCCAGGAGACUACAAAGUGCAUGAUUGUCGUUGAUGAUAUUUGGAGCGUUGAACAUUGGGGUAAACUUCAGCCUGCCUUUGAUAAAAAAACCAAGAUUCUAUUGAUCACACGAAAUCACAAAGUUGCAAAGAUUGGAUCGGCAACCAAGGUUGGGCUCCUCAGCGACGACGAGAGUUGGGAAUUACUCAAGAGGAAAUCAUCUGUAUGCAGCAAUAUUCCAGAUUUCCAAACUAAAGAAAGUAGGCUUGAGAAAAUGGGAAAAGAUAUGGUAGGCAAGUGUGGAAACUUGCCACUUGCCAUUUCUCUGCUUGGUGAUAUAUUGAGUGAAGAGAAAUCCAGUAAAGAGUGGGAUUUGGCUUAUAGAAAAGUGAUGAAAGGUCAUAAAGAUUUGAUAGGUGGAAUUCAUCGAGUGUUGCUUCAAAGCUAUCUGGAUCUCCCGUAUUACCUGAAGCCUUGUUUUUUGUACAUGAGUAUGUACAAGGAAGGUGAACUCAUAAAUGGAUUCGAUCUGUGCUUGAUGUGGAUCGCACAGGGAAUGGUAUCGUGUGCAGGGAACUCUAGAGAAGUGGACAUAGCACAAGAGUACUUAAGUGAGUUGGUGUCUAGAUCGCUAGUGGAAGUUGUAUAUGACGAUCGUCAUCGGGACCAGACAACCAGAAUGUGUAUGCUUCAUAAAGUUGUGCGAGAGAUGUGCUUGUUAAUGGCAGAAGAAGAAGAUUUCGCCAUGAAAGUUGUGGAUUAUGAGGGUGAUCAAGCUUUUAGCCAUCUCUGGCAUGAUAGUUUAUCAAGCACCAAAAACCGGCAUUUGGUGGUGAAUUUCAAAACACAAGUACAAAGGGAAAGCAAGAAGAUGAUGAAGUGUCACAAAGUUAACACAAUAACUGUGCGAUCUCUACUCUUGAUCAAUGACAUCCCUGGAAGACCAGAGAUUGAAUUUCCCGAGUGUGGUUUGAAGAAAUUCAAAUUACUCAAAUCUCUAUACAUAUCCGGAGUUAAGUUCAAGGAUGGAAAACUGCCCAAGUCGAUCAGUAAGCUAAUUGUGCUUCGGAGUUUACGACUGCGUUAUUGCAGUUUUAACAAACUGCCAUCGUCUGUAAGCAAUUUGCUAUAUUUGCAUACCCUUGAUUUGUGGAAUUGUGGAAACGUACAGAUACCAAAUGAUGUUUUGAGUAGAAUGCCACGACUAAGGCACUUGUUCUUUCCUACCUACUCUCCUUCAUACUUCGAUGAGAAAGAGAGGGGUAUACUGAUUCUGGAGGGUCUUGAGAAUCUAGAGACAUUGGUCGGAUUCAACAGUUUGGUGCACCGACUUAAUUCUCCAACCGAAAUGACGAAACUCCAACUCUUUCAAGGUAUAUUCCACGACAACCAAAGCCUGUCGGAGAUCAUUCACACCUCCUGUACAAGCUGGAAGAAUUUAAAGUGUGGCGGUCUUCAAAUCACAGGUGGUUGCUGUUUUUCAUCUGAAAAGGAGGAGCAUGUGAUGCUUUUCAGCAAGUUGUUCAAAUUUCAGAACUUGCAUAUGUCGGUUGAAAUAGGUAAUCUGUUCAAGGAGUUGGAGUUGGAAAGCCAAGUACGAAUCUCAAAUUUGCAAAGCUUAGUCCUGUCCGAGAGUGCCAUUAUGGAGGAUCCAAUGGACAUAUUGGGAAAACUUCCCCUUUUGCUAGAUUUGUCGAUGAUUGGCGGAUGCUUUCAGGGGGUGGAAAUAACUUGUUCUGCGUCUACGUUUCCUAGGCUCGAGAGGCUUCUUAUAAGAGACUUACCACACUUGAGACAAUGGAAUGUGGAGCAAGGAACCAUGCCAGUCGUUUAUAAGGUGGUUAUCGAUAACUGCCCCUGCUUGAAGAUUGUUCCAGAUGGAUUCGAAUUCCUCCAUUCUUUAUCAUAUCUGCGAGUUUGUGGAAUGCCUGCAUUGGGAGGACGAGUGAGUGAAAGAGGUGAGGAUUUCCACAAAGUGCGGCACGUUCCUUCCAUUGUGGUCAGAGAUUGAACUCGGUGAAGCAACAUGGCUUGUUAUAUUUCGGUACUGUCUUUACAUAAUAUUUGGAGUUACA
Messenger RNA from Salvia splendens (bonfire salvia), 2830 nucleotides. RefSeq names its product probable disease resistance protein RXW24L. The coding region runs from base 1 to 2766 and encodes 921 amino acids. Lineage: Eukaryota; Viridiplantae; Streptophyta; Magnoliopsida; Lamiales; Lamiaceae. Gene Ontology annotation, molecular function: ADP binding. The record is from RefSeq and is a predicted model, not a curated record. The transcript has 3 exons. Gene Ontology annotation, biological process: defense response to other organism.